Candidozyma haemuli is the source of this 780-nucleotide messenger RNA. RefSeq lists its product as uncharacterized. NCBI's taxonomy places the organism in Eukaryota, Fungi, Ascomycota, Pichiomycetes, Serinales, Metschnikowiaceae. The transcript has a single exon. Bases 1 to 780 code for a protein of 259 amino acids. The record is from RefSeq and is a predicted model, not a curated record.
AUGGCUCAACCAAUUCUUUCAGUCGUUCAUGACUAUUCCAUUCUAUAUUCGAACCGAAUCAUACAGAAAGAUAAAAGAUGGGCAGAUGGAAGACUACGUUUCUAUGAGCUUAACAAUAAGCUAGAGGUGUACUCCGAGGAGCAGUUCCUAAUAGCCACAGAUUUCUAUCCUUCUACGAAGAAACUGCCACUCCAAACGGGUGCUUUUGAAGAGGGAACCGAGUAUAAACUUCCGAGCGGGAAGUUCUUGUUGUCUCUCCAGGAGUACUUGGGUUGUUCGAUGCGUGAUGUAUCGAAGGUCUUCAAGAAGGCCUCAAGCAAGACACCUGAAGCCAAUGGGAAGAUUGUUCCCACAACAUAUAUAAAGCAGGAGGGUUCAAUGGGUGAUUGCCCGGUACAAGCACAAGGCAACGUACUGGAGGUCCCAGAAGAUCUCACCUUCCUUAAGGCUGAACCUACCGAACCCAAAGUUGCAUCACCUUUAGCACCACCGAAGCCUAGAAGAAUAGGUCUUACAAGAAAGAAGGGCUCUUUAAAAAAGCAGGGCGAUCUUAGCCAGUUCACGCGUGGUCCUUCUGUCGAAACUAGGCUUCGACAGUAUGUUCAGCGAGGGCAACCUAGAGUGAAUAGGAUUCCACCACGAAGUGCUAACUUAUAUACUCGGCUUUACAAAGAGUUGUCGAUGGAGGAUGAGGAGAAUGAGUUGGACUCGUCAGUGAAGGUUCCACAUACGGGUUUGACACAGUCGAAGAAGGAAGACACAGUGCCUGGAGCUCUGUGA